Callorhinchus milii (elephant shark) is the source of this 1947-nucleotide messenger RNA. It is a transcript of the gene cnpy2, whose product is annotated as canopy FGF signaling regulator 2. The record is from RefSeq and is a predicted model, not a curated record. Gene Ontology annotation, cellular component: endoplasmic reticulum. NCBI's taxonomy places the organism in Eukaryota, Metazoa, Chordata, Chondrichthyes, Chimaeriformes, Callorhinchidae. The transcript is spliced from 6 exons. Bases 271 to 819 code for a protein of 182 amino acids.
CAAGGAAGUCCAGCAUCUCCUCGCAGCUUGAGGAGAGGAUGGGCGAGGUAUGGGAGAGGGUGGACAGAGAAGACGGUUUGUGGUACACACACAGAGACUGAGAGACAACUCAGAAAGAGCGAGGGACCAACAGUCAGUGGGUGUGAUUCUCGACCUUCUCACUCACUUCCUGCUGCUCAUUCAUUAGGUGGGAAUUAUUACUUAUUCCAGGUAUUUCAAGGAUGCACUGAUACAAGGGAAACGGGAGGGAGAGGCCAUCGAUCCUGCAACAUGAAAAGCUGCAACUUAAGUGUUAUUUGCUUCCUUCUCGUCGGCUCUGUGGGUAUUGUGGAAAGUAAGAAGACAGGAGAUCUGUUUUGUGGAGCUUGCAGAGCUCUCGUGGAUGAGAUCGAAUGGGAAAUCUUGCAAAUUGAUCCCAAGAAAGUCAUCCAGACGGAAUCAUUCCAUUUAAACCCGGAGGGCACUCAGGCUGUUGCUGAGACGCCCUACGCCAGGUCAGAGGUCUUCCUCAUCGAGCUGCUGGAGAGGGUGUGUGAGCACAUGGUGGAGUACGGGGAGAUCGCAGACCCCAAAACCCACCGCAACAGCUACAUCCGGGUCCGGACCCAUAACAGUAAAAAUCUGGAUCUGCCUAACACCCAGGCUGAUGCCGAACUUACCUCCAGCUUAAAGCAUGCUUGUGAGAAGAUUGCAGAGGAAUAUGAAGACGAGUUCAUAGAGUUUUUCACCCGUGAGUCCAGCAACGUGAAGGACCAGUUGUGCAGCAAGAGAACAGACCUGUGUGACCACGCUCUCUACAUACCUCACGACGAGCUGUGAUGAUUGCCGCCCACUUCAAGCUCCACAAUGGCUCCACACCAGCUAAUCUGUGACCCCGGCACAGGCAGGAGCCGAAAGAUUAUUCAACAACCCGUUCAAAACUUGUGCCAAGUCACUGUUCAAACCAUGUCCUCAAAGUCAUUCCCCUCGUUGCCCGUUUCUGGUCCGUGUGCCCAGAGAUCUGUAGGGGCUGCUUUUAGCAUUGUUGGGACGCUGACACCUCAAAGCUUUUCAUGUGACUUUUGUAAGGUACCAAAUCAACUCAGGAAGCGAUUACUAACAGCACCGACCUUUAUUUAUUGGCAAUUUGUUAGCGAGGCAAUCGAUCUCAAUAUCCACCUGCUUCGAUGUGAAAUAAAUUCUCUAUCAAAUGAUUUAUUAAUUCCUUCACUCUUUAGAUAAUAUAUAUAUCAUAUGCCCAAAGCUUCCUCUGCCAGCGGGGGAGUGGCGGGGUGUGUAUACUGCAGGAACAAUGACACAGGUGGGUGAACCUGGACCUUCAGGUCUGCACUUGUGACAACGCUGAUCGUCCCUCUUUUUAAUCUGCAGUAAAUUUUAUGCCCAAGUCUCUCUCUCUCCCCCUCCCCCUCAUAUCCUUAUAAAACUUUCCAGCCUCACCACAUGCCAUGGCCUGACCAGCCUGUCAGGGCUUGUAGUAGACACACUGUGAACCAGAAUCUGACAAACCUCCAGCACUGGAGCGAUGUGUUCCAUCCUGAUAAUCCUGCUCUUUCCAUGUUCCCAUUAAUAUUGUUCCUCUUUCAACAUUGAUUCGACUCCCCUUCAAAUACAACAACAACAAUAUAUUUGUAAAGCACCUUUCACAUCGAGAGUCACUGGGUUGGUGUGUGGGAGAGGGAGAGACUGGGCUGAUGUGUGGGAGAGAGGGAGAUGCUGAUGUUAUGGGAUCAAUUCCUUUUCCACAAACAGAUUUUCCACUGACAAAGUGCAACUUUGUGUUUGUGACCAGCGGCCUGGAUUCUGUUAAGCGCCAUCACAUCCUCAUCAAGUUAAACACAGUCACACUGUUGUGUGUUGCUCAUUGUUGGACUGUAUACAUUCUGAACAGUCACAGCUGGCUUUAGUCAAACUGUUUUUUCAAUUUUUAUUAAAAAAUAUCCAAUUGGC